Molecule: messenger RNA, 1269 nt
Organism: Batrachochytrium dendrobatidis JAM81
Lineage: Eukaryota; Fungi; Chytridiomycota; Chytridiomycetes; Rhizophydiales
Exons: 2
Coding region: 3-926 (307 amino acids)
Biological process (GO): neuron projection development; microtubule cytoskeleton organization
Cellular component (GO): neuron projection
Molecular function (GO): microtubule binding
Source: RefSeq, a predicted model, not a curated record
CCAUGCCCAACCAGUCUGGAAAUAAAGCAGAUAAAAUGCCUACCACUACAAAGCGCACUGUUAGCAACACUUCUUUAUUAUCCCCCUCGUCACUUCGCAAAAUCACAGCCACAACCAAUGCUACCGGCAACCUCGCAACAGCGCCACAGUCUAGUGGUAAGAACAGCCCUGGCAUGACCCCAAGUAAGAGCAGCAGCUCAUUGGCCAGCAGUAGUCCAUCCACCAGAUCUAAUGCCAUAAUAUUCUCUGAAAAAAAAAGCUUUUCCCACGUCAAGUCCAAGGUGGGCUCUCUCGAGAACACAACCUAUAGUCCAUCUGGAGGUGAUAAGAAGAUCUUUACUCAAAAAGUCACUCCAAAUGCACAACCCAAGAUUGGAUCACUUGAUAAUAUCAACCAUAGUCCAUCUGGAGGCGACAAGAAGAUUUUUACUCAAAAAGUCACUCCAAAUGCCCAUUCCAAGAUCGGAUCUCUUGAAAACAUCAAGCACGUCCCAUCUGGAGGUGAUAAGAAGAUCUUUACUCAAAAAGUCACUCCAAAUGCACAACCCAAGAUUGGAUCACUUGAUAAUAUCAACCAUAGUCCAUCUGGAGGCGACAAGAAGAUUUUUACUCAAAAAGUCACUCCAAAUGCCCAUUCCAAGAUCGGAUCUCUUGAAAACAUUAAGCACGUCCCAUCUGGAGGUGAUAAGAAGAUCUUUACUCAAAAAGUCACUCCAAAUGCACAACCCAAGAUUGGAUCACUUGAUAAUAUCAACCAUAGUCCAUCUGGAGGCGACAAGAAGAUUUUUACUCAAAAAGUCACUCCAAAUGCUCAUUCCAAGAUCGGAUCUCUUGAAAACAUCAAGCACGUCCCAUCUGGAGGCGACAAGAAGAUUUUUAACCAAAAAGUCACUCCAAAUGCCCAUUCCAAGAUCGGAUCUCACUAAUUUUUGAUAUUUAUCAGCUAAAAGCAUUACCAAAGUCUUUUCUACCUAAGAAAUAGUAUGAUUUUUAAUACAAGAGUCUCCUCUUUUGGAUCUUGCAUUCUCGUAUAGCCUUAAAGUUUCUAGUAUAAACCGUACGUGUGUACCAGAUUCAUUGGUCUAGAUUUUCAAUUUUAAAAUUUCCAAUAGCAUAGCAUAUAUUUUACUGACUGGCCACCUUAACGAUUGUUUUCGUCUUUUUGCCCAUUGAGCGUAUUCACAGUCGUAUUCAUGUAAAACAAAACACUUUUUUGUAUCUUGCGGCCACUAUUUUGCUUUGGAAUAAAUAAUGGUUGAAUAUUCGCUG